AUGUUGGCAGGACUACCUGAAUUGGUCGACUAUUGUUGCCGUUUACCCCUAGGUGUCGUGGCUGGGCCUAUCACGGAUAAUGAAGGGCGUAUCGCGGCUAUAGAAUGGCCUAAGUUCUUGAUCAUGAGUAGGUUGGUUCUUGCGUUCAUUGCAACCGUCAUGCUUCUGUUCUCGUUUCAACUCAACGACGGCUACUGGCCUCUCAUAUUCCUUGAUUUCAUAAUCGGUAGUGCAGGAACAGCAGUUGUAUUUGUCCUUGCCAAUAUAUCGAUCUUCCAAACUAACCCCCAGCCUACGCGGCCAAAGUUAGAGCUGUCUUCAAUUUUGCUCUUCAACUUGGCGCUGCAAUUGAUUCCUCAUCGACAACAUCUAUUUGACGUCUGUUGCCGAAAAGGUCGUCGAGAAUGGGACCUUUGGUGGGACCCAUUUUCAGGGCCGCUCCGCUUCUCUUUAGUUCUUGCUGGCAUGGGUGGCGUUUUACAAGUAGGACAGGCGCCCUGA
This is a messenger RNA of Rhizoctonia solani, 501 nucleotides long. Its product is annotated as major facilitator superfamily transporter. The record is from RefSeq and is a predicted model, not a curated record. The transcript has 3 exons. NCBI's taxonomy places the organism in Eukaryota, Fungi, Basidiomycota, Agaricomycetes, Cantharellales, Ceratobasidiaceae. The coding region runs from base 1 to 501 and encodes 166 amino acids.